CCAAAAUUUGUACAUACUACAAUAUCGCACAGUUGUCGACUAGCUACAAAGAGAAGCAACAGGAACUUGAAAUGUGACACCUCGUGACAUUAUUAUGUCACGGAAAUGUUCACGCUUUCCGUCACGGGACGACUUCCGCAAUAAGGUCAGAAUCAACUUUCACUCUCCACAAAUGUUGCUUCAGCUUCAAGACAGUUCAGAACAGACGAAAUCGUUCGAUUGGUUAUUUCGACAUAGAUCAUAAUUCCUUGUUUUGGUCUGUAAGCUUGACAGUCGUAUUGAUCAGGCUUGGGAAAGUUUUCGGAAAACGUGGCCUUUGUUUUGGUUAAAGCAAAAACAAAAAUUCAAGUCUGGAGAGGAGGCCAGAUCCCGCGAGAAUGAAUGAAAAUCAUGACAUACUGGACGGCAAACCGUUCAAAGUCAUCGUUUUUGGCGAAGCAGGUGUCGGAAAAUCCGCUUUGAGCAUUCGAUACGUUUGCCAAGAGUUCUCGGACGCCUAUGACCCAACAAUAGAGGAUAACUACGAAAUAGAUAUUGAGGUGGAUGGAUGCCCGAUCAAAGUUGAAGUGGUUGACACGGCAGGAAACGACGUGUUCCGGCGAAUGAGAGAUCAAUACAUAAAAAGUGGGGACGGAUUCUUAUUGGUUUAUUCCAUAACAGACCGCUCUAGUUCCACUGCAAUCACGUCUUUCCAUGAACAGAUCGUUGCUGCUAAAGGAAAAAAGGACAAAAUCAUACCUCAAAUCCCCAUUAUUUUGGUUGGAAACAAAAGUGACCUAGAUGAUGAAAGAGAAGUUUCAUAUCAGGACGGGAAAAAAAUUGCUGCUACCUUAUGUUGCUCAUUUUUUGAAACCUCUGCCAAGAACGACAUUGGUGUAGAUGAAGUAUUUGCCAACUUGGCAAAAAAAAUGAGAGAAUCUAGAGCGAACUCUGUCCGGAAAGCUUUCAUAAGAGAUCGACAUAGAUUCUCUUUGCGAAAUCUGUCGCUAAAAGAGAAGAAAUGUAAAGAGAAGCUGCAGGCCUUUAGGGCAGGUGAGACAAAGUCCAAACUAUCUAAGAGGUCCAAUGGAAGAUUUAGGGGACUUAUUUGCGGCGCAAGAAGUCUGGAUACCAUUGAUGGUUAGAACUCUGUGAUACAGAUAUCUAUUAAAAAUCUUUUGACAAAAAUAUCUUUCCAAACCAAUAAGGGAAUUUGUAGUACGAUGUACCAUGAAGGAUUUUAAGUCAAAGGUUAGAGAACUACAACUUUUCAUUGGGAUCUUUAUUAGUCUAUCGACGCACGACCUAAAGAAGGUUUCAGAGCCUGAUAUACAUGAAAGAAAAUAAAGCAAUCUAAAAUUGAA
Messenger RNA from Pocillopora damicornis (cauliflower coral), 1343 nucleotides. Its product is annotated as ras-related protein Rap-2b. Gene Ontology annotation, molecular function: GTPase activity; GTP binding. Gene Ontology annotation, biological process: signal transduction. Lineage: Eukaryota; Metazoa; Cnidaria; Anthozoa; Scleractinia; Pocilloporidae. The record is from RefSeq and is a predicted model, not a curated record. Gene Ontology annotation, cellular component: membrane.